Molecule: messenger RNA, 2931 nt
Organism: Cinara cedri
Lineage: Eukaryota; Metazoa; Arthropoda; Insecta; Hemiptera; Aphididae
Source: the annotation of a GenBank genome assembly
CGUAAUUAUACGCGUUUCGUACCGACUCGUUCCUCUCUCGCCCCUCCCCCGAAGCCAACCGGGCAACGUAAAAACCGAUAAACGCGGAAACUUAUGGACGGGCGGACGGCGACCGACGACGCGAACGUUGUUUUUCACGGUGAAAACGUACGCGCGAAUAACGCGUUGCGCAGCGCCGGAACACGAAUACAUUGCGUUGAAGGUAGGCCCGGCGGAACGCUUUAUAUGCGUAUUAUCCGUUCCCCCCGGGGAGACUCGUGCGUUACCGCCGCCGCCGCCGACCGCGAUUCAAUAUAUUUUCGUCGCAGCAAACCAGAGAAGACGACGCGUCGUCGUUCCGUUGCGUCACGACUCGCAACAGUUUCGAAUAACCGGAACAGUACAACUCUAUAAUAUAUUAAUUAUUGACAACCCUACCUCUCGAAACCUCGGCACAAUCAAACAUUCGUAAUAUUGUGAUAACUCUGCGUUUUGUUUCCUUUCGCUUUCAUUACGCGUCGUACCUUCUCGUAAUAUCAUUGUUGCGAUAACUUCUUACGGGACGAUACGAUAUUGAACGAUCGUCGUUAAACACCGCGACCGUAGACGAAUCGACAAUCGGUACCGACAUGGCGUCCACUUCAAACGCGGCAAACGCCGACAUGGGCGAACACUACAGUCAAAUAAAGACUGCCACGGACAAGUUUUUCACCGUCUUACGAGACGCGAAAACUUACGAAAGCCAGGGCAAAACAAAUCAAGUAAGUCGCCUUUAAAAAAUAAUGCAACGAUUUGGACACGUUUGUUUUUUCACGCUUGUUUGUCUCAACAACGUAGGCCUUAUUGGAAUACGAACAGUGUUUGACUAUUAUCGAUGACGUGUUCGCCGUUCCAUUGAUACGACCGACCGAUCAGAGUUCUGAAUGGACACAGGUGAACAACAUUCUACAAUAUUUAAAAACCGAAAAGUACGUACCGGUAAAAGUUAAAACCAGUAGCUCAGUAAUACGAUAAAUAAAAAUUUCCUAUGUUUACUGUAGAAAAGAAAUUUUAAACCGUAUAGUCGAGUUACAAAGAGAUAGUGAUACCACGAUCGUUACAGAAAGACCUUUACACAGUCCUCCGUCGUAUCAAGAAGCUACAUCAGGUUUAAGCGAUGAUCAAUCAAUUAUUUCAGAAACGGACCAUCAAGUUUCGUUUCAUCAGUUGUCAGAAAUGCUCAGAGAUUUACGCGUUGACAUCGAACAAAGUUCAACUGCUGUUACACUGAUUUCCAGUGACAAAGCGCAAGUCUUUUUUAUUUCUGACAACGGUCAAGUGACAUCACCUACCGACGUCGGGUCAAAUGUAAAAAUCUUUAUGCUCGAAGGUAUUCAACUAAAUAUUUAACACAUGAUAAUAAUACCUAUGUAUGUCCUUAACUAUUAUAUUUUAUUCAGGUACAGAAUUAAACAUCACGCCGCGUUACUUUCUCUACAUUGAAGAUAUCUACUAUCCUCUUGUUGCCAAUGGCUCCCCUUGUCUUCGUACGGAUUACGGAGCAUUUUUAUUUCCAGACAUUGAGAAUAAAAACUCGUCUAUUGGUGUUUUAAUCCAUCCAGAGGAUUUAGAACUUUUUACUGAUAUUCUAGAAGAUAUACUUAAAAAAUCAUUGAGAAAGAAAUCUGAAAGUACAAAUGCUAGAGAAAGAGGUCAUAACAUUUCAACACAUAUUAUUAAUGGAGCAAAUUUUGUAUCAAAUGGAUUAAUCAAAGGUGCUGAAAAAACAACAAAUUUCAUGAAUAAUUCUACUCCGGGGUUGUUGAACUAUAUUAGCCCUUCUCAAAAUGAUAAAUCUGUAUGUACUCCUGUGAAAAAAGGCAUUAAAGUCGCAAAAAAUGUUACAUGUACUGCUGCAGAUGUUACAUGUUAUGUUGGUAUGCUUGAAAAUGUAUUAACUUAGUAAAAACCUAAAAAAUCAUAUUAAUUUACAUCAAACCAAUAUGAAUACAUAUAUUGUUUAGCCGGAAAAAUAGGAACAGCCUCAUGUGUAGUUGGAAAAUUUCUUGCUCCACACGUACAUAAAGGUGGUACAAAGAUAUUAACAAAAGUCACCAACAUGGACCAAAACGAUGCUUCCCAGAAAAUGACAAAUGUGUUUGACAUAGCAGCUGGUGCCCUUGAGGGUUUCGGAAUCAUAUAUGAUGGGCUUGAAAAAUCUGGUAUUAUGCUCGGUAACAGUAUUUCGAAUAAUACUGUUCGCAUAGUUCGUCAUAGGUAAUUGUAUAUAAAAACAAAAUAAUAAGAAUUUUUCAAUCAUCAUAUAUUUUUUAGGUAUGGGAAAAAUGUUGGCGAUGUGACACAGGACACAUUUGAAACAGUUGGCCACGGAUUAAGAUUCACUAAAACAGUAAAAGAGCUAGGCCCUAAAAAUAUUGUUAAAUCUACUGUUAUACAAACUGGACGUUCCUUGAAUGUACCAAAGGUGGAUUAAAAUCCUAAGAAAUCACUGUGAUUAGCUGUGCUGUUAUUAAUCUGAUUACCUAUUAAAUAAUAGUUUUUUACCAAAUUAUGGAUUAUUUUUUUAAGUUUUCAAUAUUAUAUUAUAUAUGUUUAUCUAGUGUUAUCUUCUUAAUCUAUUUUUUUUUUUUUUUUUAUAUUACUUUUAGAUAUUAAAAAUGUGAUUUAGGUGAAAAUGUAAAAAUAAAUAUGCUUAUAAAUCAAAAUUUUAGAUAUAAGAGUACAUAUUUUUCUAUAUAUUUUCAUAUUAUGCAAGUUGUUAUAAAUUAUAUUAUUAUAUAAUUAAAUUAUUUUUGUGGGUAUUUGGUUGGUGUGUUGAAUUUAAAGUACCUAAAUAAAAUGUCAAACUUAAUAAAUUGUGUAGUUCUUUGAUGUAAUACACCACACAACUCGAAAAAACUGAAAAAAAAAACUUGUUAAGUACCUAACCACUAUACCACUUUAGUCAAAUAA